This is a messenger RNA of Apus apus (common swift), 483 nucleotides long. RefSeq names its product plasminogen receptor with a C-terminal lysine (gene PLGRKT). Gene Ontology annotation, cellular component: plasma membrane. Gene Ontology annotation, biological process: positive regulation of plasminogen activation. Lineage: Eukaryota; Metazoa; Chordata; Aves; Apodiformes; Apodidae. The record is from RefSeq and is a predicted model, not a curated record.
AUGUUGCUGGAGCCCACGUGUGGAGCAGGGCAGCAGCAGUCACCCAUGUCACACCGUGGCUGUGGUGCUCUCCGGAAGGAGCCCAGGCAUCCUCCAGAUUGUCUUCUCUACAGUUAUUCUCUGGAAAGGCAACUGCUAAUGCAGAACCAGAUGAGAGAGAGACAAACAGCCAUGCAGAUUGCUUGGGCACGGGAAUUUCUCAAAUAUUUUGGCACAUUUUUUGGACUUGCUGCGGUAGGUUUAACAGCUGGAGACAUAAAAAAGAAGAACCCAGGAGUUUUGGUGCCAAUAGUUCCCUUAAGCUUUGUAUUUGCUUAUCAAUAUGAUACGGGCUAUGGGGCACUGUUACAGAGGAUAAAAGGUGAAGCAGACAACAUAUUGGACACACAGAGCACUUUGCUAGAAUUGCACAAAGGGCUACUCACUUACGAAAACCUGGAGAAAAUCUGAAGAUCUCAGAGCAAAUUCUUCAUAGAAAAAUAG